Molecule: messenger RNA, 3884 nt
Organism: Microplitis demolitor
Lineage: Eukaryota; Metazoa; Arthropoda; Insecta; Hymenoptera; Braconidae
Product: nephrin
Exons: 16
Coding region: 610-3375 (921 amino acids)
Molecular function (GO): protein binding
Source: RefSeq, a predicted model, not a curated record
UUAAUUAUGAUUAAUAAAGCAAAUGCUCCAGUGAAUAUUAAUGAUAACAAUGAUAGUAAUAAUAAUAAAUAACUGAUAGUGGGGUGGAGUGAAUAAAAAAUGAAAAAAAAAAAUUCAAGUGUGAAUAAAAUUUCUAUUAUUUGAUCUUGAUACUGCACAGAAUUGAUUGGAUAGCAGGAUCUAAAGUCAACGCGACAUCAAAGGACUUGUCAGAGUAGGGACACCGAGGGAGUGAGUCCAAUAUUCGAGUGCUUCAACAGAGUCUUCUCUACACAUCAAAGACACACAUUCUCCGCAUUACCGUUGGCGUUCAAGAGUUGUAUCGAUAUUUCUGUAUGUGAUGGGUACACAUUUUGACACAAAGAACCAUCCAAAGUGGUUAAGUGCUAAGCUUUAAUGUUGAAAAAAAAUAAAAAAUAAACGAAAAUAUAUUUUAACAACGCGUUUUCACAUAAAGUAUUAAAAGCGGCAAACGCAUUUUUAAAUCGCGAGUGAGUCAGUGAGUGAAGUACACGGUGGGUGAGUGAAGGACACUCUGGAGUGCUGAAGGCCGGGCUAAAGAAAAGAGGAGAGUGUGUGGAAGAACAUUGGGAGCAGACAAGUGAAGAGAUGAGGUACCAUCCGGCGGUCAUCUUCAUUCUCCUGCUUGGCAGCGUACGUGCGCAAGGGGACCCGCGAACAUUUUCGGCUAGGCCUUUCCGAGGAGGACCGCCAAUCCAAAUUAGAGCAGUUCUUGAUGGCGUAGCUAAAUUACCCUGUGACAUUCGUCCGCCUCAUCCAAAUGACUCGGCUAUUUUGGUUGUGUGGUACAAAGCACCCGAUCGUUCAUCAGAAAUCAUGCCAAUUUACAGUUAUGAUAUGCGAAAACGACUGGAUAAAGCAACACACUGGAAAGACACUGAAUAUUUUAACGAACGCGCGCAUUUUAUAACAACCAGUGAACCUGCUACUCUAACUAUAAAACGAGUGGAGACAAAAGACGAGGGAGAAUAUUUGUGUCGGGUGGAUUUCGUUGCAAGCCCAACGAGAAAUUCUAAAAUUCAUCUCAUUGUAAUCAUUCCACCUCACAAGCCUAAUAUUAUCGACGAACAUGGCAAGACUGUAUCUACUAUCGCUGGAACAUACAGAGAAGGUGGUGACAUGCGACUGACUUGUCUCGUCUCUGGAGGUAAUCCGGUGCCUAUCGUAAGAUGGUGGAAAGGCGAAAUGCUUCUUGAGUCUAAGGAUGAACCAGGAGAAUUCCCAGCUUUAAGGAGAAACACUCUGGUCGUGACAAGUCUGACAAGAGCUGACUUGCAUGCUAUUUUCACUUGCCAAGCUUCUAACAACAACAUCAGUCAGCCUGUCUCAGCAUCCGUUGCCAUAGAGAUGUACUUACGACCACUGAGCGUAUCAAUUCUCAGCAGCGAACAUGCGCCACUAAGUGCAGACCGUAAGUACGAAAUAAACUGUAUGACCGUGGGUUCGAGACCACCAGCCAACCUGUCUUGGUACAUGGAAGGCAAGCUCUUAAAGAACUCGACUCAAAAGGUAACAGAAAAUGGAAAUAUGACAACAUCAACUUUAUCAUUUACACCAACGCGUGAUGAUAACGAGAAGAGUAUAACAUGUAGAGCAGAAAAUCCAAAAGUUGAGGGAGGCUUCGAAGAAGAUACUUGGAAACUAAAUGUAUUUUUCAUUCCGAUAAUUCGACUUGAGCUCGGCUCUAAAAUGAAUCCUGACGACAUCGAAGAGGGCGAUGACGUUUAUUUCGAAUGUAAAGUACGAGCUAAUCCAGAAGCCUAUAAAGUUGUGUGGAAACACAAUGGAGUGGAAAUUCAUAAUAACGCUAAGAAAGGUGUUAUCGUACAACAUUAUAGCUUAGCAUUAAGAAAAGUAAAUCGUUUUCAAGCGGGUAAUUACAUGUGUGUCGCUUCAAACGUCGAGGGUGAUGGUUACAGCGAUACCGUCGAGCUCAAAAUAAUGUAUAAACCAAUCUGCAUACCAGAUCAGAAACGAAUCUACGGCGUGGCACGACUAGAAGAGGCGAAGGUUGCCUGCCGAGUGGAAGCUUAUCCACCGCCCAACAACUUUCGCUGGGCAUUCAACAACACUGAGGAAAUGGUAGAUGUGCCGCAGGCACGUUACAGGAAUUCAACCCGUCAUACACAGAGUGUACUCACAUACAAGCCCGUCACUGAAAUGGACUACGGUACGGUCUUGUGUUGGGCAAGCAAUACAGCGGGGCAGCAGAAGAACGCCUGCAUAUUUCACAUCAUACCGGCAGGUAAACCAGAAGCACCGUACAACUGCACUCUCACGAAUCAAACGACAGACUCAUUGUCUGUUGAGUGUACUGCGGGUUUCGAUGGUGGCCAGCCGCAAAAUUUCCUUCUUGAGGUUUACGAUCAGCAUACGGGUGUACUCCAAGCCAACAUGACUAGUCGCGAGAAUGCAUCGUUUACUGUUCUUAACUUGGAGCCAGAUAGGGUGCUAACGAUGAAACUUUAUGCGUACAACUCUAAAGGCCGAAGUGAUCCCACUAAACUCGAGGGAUUUACGCUGAAAAUUGCCGAAAAACAGACUGUGCGCGUUUUAUUCACAGGUACUCCGGUGCCCUUCGAGAUAACGCCGUUGCUCGGAGUGCUUAUUGGACUAGUAGCGGCACUAUUAAUCAUCACUAUUGGCAUAUUGGGUGCAUUGAAAGUACGUAGCGAUAGACGCGCACACAGACCCGGUGAUUUGCCGUUGAAAAAAGCUACAGCACCCAGUUCGGAGGAUCUUUAUGAUACUGACGAUCGUAAUCCAGACGUUGUACCAACCAAUAAAGAUUCAGAUUACCAAUUAACUGGCUCAACAGCUGGUACACCAUUAGCUGCUCAACCAACUCCUGAUGAAAUUUCUACUACUUCACUACCCAUACAACAGACAAAUCAUUUGCAAAGCCUUAAUACUUAUUCGCAUAACGAUUAUACUAAUUAUCCGACUUUACCGUUAUCAGGUGAAGUGACGUAUGCAGAAUUAUGCCUAGCUCGACCAACAACCCUACCAACAGCCAUAGAAUCAAAACUUAGUUGUUUAAGCGAUAGUAUAACGGGUAUCGGUGGAUUCGGGGGUACCAACGGAGGAAAUGGAGUCGGAAGCGGCGGUGGAGUAUUAGUCGGCGGUAAGCCUUACAUAAAAGAAGCAACGGUAUACGCGUGUAUAGAUCACAACGCGCGACCGCCUAAAAUAGAUCAAAUUUGUCAGCCAAAUAAAAUAAGCCAGACCAACACCCCGCUGCUGCAGGACAACAACAGUAGUAUUACGACAAUGGGCAACAAGCAUCAUCAUCACCCUCGUGAAGUUGUUACCGUACGCACGCCACUUAUUUCAACUCAAGAGAGUUGCGUAUAGGGGCGCGAAUCCGACGCGCUCGACAUAAACGAGUAUUACGUCUAAUCGUAGCGACGUCGAUGUGAUUAUUAUUUUUUUAUUUUUCAAUAGCUUAUUAGUUUAUAAGGAAACAAAAAAAAUUGGUCUUCUUUAAUCAAUAAUAAAAGAGAAAAAAAUUGAUUGAUUGAUAAACAAAUAUAUAUAGUUAGCGAACAAACAGUAAUUUAAUAUAAAAUUACGACAGGACCGGUAUGCAAUAUUCAUGAUACUUUGUUCAGCAAUUACAUAUCGAUCGGUAGUAUAUAAUGUAUUUUUUUACACAUACAAAUAUCAUUGAUUUAACAUUUAUUUAAAUUAUUUUUAUUUAACUUUACUGUUAUUUUUCUCGCAUUUAUUUUUUUAUUUUUAAAUUAUUAGGUAAAAAUAAAUUUUAAAUGAAACAAUAAAAUAAUUCUAAAGUUUUGUUACGACAACAAAAAAACAAAAAAAAUAUAUAUAUAAAUUAAAUUUAAAAAUAAAGACUUUGUCAU